GCAUCCGCUCGCUAACGAUUUUCGGGUCGGCCGCACAGCUCUCAUCUUCAACCUCAACAAAAUCCAUCAACCACCACCACAGCUUGAUAUCUACCUCUCAGGCACACAUUCGCAAAAAUGGCUGACCCCCGCGUUGAAGAAAUCCACGAUGACGAGGUCUCCAAGACCGUCGAGGAGAGCUCCUCUGAGUCUGGCUCCGAGGCUGGCGAUGAGCCCAACAUCCCCGCCGGUGCCUCCGUCGCUGUCCACUCCCGUGGUGAGAAGAAGGCCCGCAAGGCCAUUGGCAAGCUCGGUCUGAAGCUCGUUCCUGGCAUCACCCGUGUCACUCUCCGCCGCCCCAAGAACAUCCUCUUCGUUGUCAACCAGCCCGAGGUCUACCGCUCCCCCAACAGCAACUGCUGGAUCAUCUUCGGUGAGGCCAAGAUUGAGGACCUGAACUCUCAGGCCCAGGCUUCCGCCGCCCAGCAGCUCGCUGCCUCCGAGGCCGCCGGUGACCACGCCGGUCACGACCACGAGGAGAUCCUCGGCAAGGGCAAGGCCCCCGAGGCUGAGGCCAAGAAUGAAGAGGAGGAAGAUGAUGGUGAGGAAGUUGACGAGUCUGGCCUUGAGUCCAAGGACAUCGAGUUGGUCAUGGCACAGGCAAACGUUUCCCGCAAGAAGGCCGUCAAGGCUCUUCGGGAGAACGACAACGAUAUCGUCAACUCCAUCAUGGCCCUCAGCAUAUAAUGAAUGCGCUCCAUUAAGGUUCUAGGGAUUGGACGAUGGUGAUGCCCAUAGUUGUACACAAAUAGCCCAAAAACAAUUGAACCACGACUUGUUCGAAAUCUGUCA
Molecule: messenger RNA, 831 nt
Organism: Penicillium canescens
Lineage: Eukaryota; Fungi; Ascomycota; Eurotiomycetes; Eurotiales; Aspergillaceae
Product: nascent polypeptide-associated complex subunit alpha
Exons: 4
Coding region: 118-726 (202 amino acids)
Biological process (GO): protein targeting to membrane
Cellular component (GO): cytoplasm; nascent polypeptide-associated complex
Source: RefSeq, a predicted model, not a curated record